AACAAAACUUCAUGAGGCCAGAGACGUUUUACGAGUUUCCUUGAGUCUUUCUCCUUCAAUUUCCUUGCCUCCUUUCGCUGCAGGUCCAGCGCUUCCUUGCAUCUGCCCUCAUGUCUAGAUCUCCUAAUCUCGUACAAUUAUGCUUUUGCGCCAUUUCAAAAGGCCAUGGAUAUCACCAGUCUUCUUAAUAUUAGCUUCGCCGUUGCUGGCAGCUCCUACUGCCACUCCUACACCACAAGCACUUCCUCAAUUGCUUCAAGAAAACGUACCAUCUUGUGCACAAUCAUGCCUAUGGACUUCGCUGGACGAAAGGUUUCCCGUGGCAUGCUUUGGUCAACAAAGUCUUCAGUGUCUUUGCUCUCAUUAUAGUACCGCGGGAGAGUCACUCGGUGAAGUGGCCUUGGGUUGUAUCUACUUGUCGUGCCCAACACAGGACUCCAAAGGCUAUCUAAGUGCGGCCUACGGAAUAUGCCUAGGACAGGCAUACGCCGUCGUGCCAACCAAAAGUGUUCUUACCUACGUCGUGACCUCUACGGCAUCGCCAUCUUCGACGCAGUCGGUGACUACUCCGACCACGACCACGACCUCGACCUCAACCAUCAUUUCAACUCGGCCUACCCAGACCAGUUCGAAUCAGUCUGCUUUCGCUGAUACUGCCUCAUUAAUAUCGUCAUCUACUUCUUCAGCGACACCGACAUCGGCUCCAGUCGCCAAAGCUGCAGAUGAAAACCCAAGAAUGACGCCUGCGCAGAUUGCUGGGCUGUCAGUAGCGGCAGUGGCUGCGUUUGUCUUGGCUAUCGGGCUCAUGGCUUUGAGCGUGUGGCUAAGAAGACGGAAGGAGCAGCGAAAUACUAUGCUUAUUGAUGAUAAGGGCCGGGGACAGCAGGACAAGGCCUUUUCUACACGGUUCUCGCAUUACGUUCCUGUGCAAGGCAACUCCGACUCUGCAACGCAACUUCCGCACAUGCCUGCACUGGCACUCGUUCAGGGGAGACGCCAGAAAGGAGUCCGCCCAGUGCAGCGGCUUGGAGUAGGAACUUCCAACGGCUCGUCUAAUUCGUCAUUGCCAUUGGAUCAGAUAGGCGUGGCUAUAAGCGCAGAGCUGGAUGGAUAUCCCCUAGCCCCGAAGAAAUCAGCACCAGCUGCCAUCAAGAAGACAACUCCGGACAAUAACCAAUCACAAACCAGCAAUGUUCUACGCCCCGUUAGUUCAAUGACAGAAGAGACUGUUUUUGAAGAGGACGAACCAAGCUUGCAUCAGAGAUCCUCGAUGAUGCCACCACCUCAAGUUCCAGUCCUACCUAUUCGCUCAUUGCAACCCGCUAGGACAGCACCGUAUCCCAACGAUGGCAACGCCCGCAAGAACAGCCGAAACUCUGAGUUGUUUCUAGAAAUCCCGUCCAACAAGGGAGGACAGCAGUCGAAACGGAUGGUUGUAGCAGAACUCCCUGGGAAUAGUGCGCCACAAUCUCGUCCGCAGGCCGCGACACACCCACGUCUCGCAUCGCCUUUCCAACAACCAUCCACAGCUACUUCGUAUCAGUCCAAAGCUACAACUGCAAGCUCGCGCGAAGAUAGCACCUCUGGAGAUAUUAUCGACUACUACUUUUCCAACCAUCGAAGCCGUGAGGCGCCCAAGGCUAGCCCUACGCGCAUCAUUCGGCCUAAAGAGUCACCCAAAACAGUCGAGAUCAGGCCAAAGAAGUCGUCUAGUACGCUUUCUCGGACCUGGACGAACCAGCGUGAUUCGUUGUCUAGCCAAACGUCCUUUGAAACAGUCGAUCCUAACGAUCCGACGCCUGAAGACGAAGACGACCAGAAACAGCUUUCCGACGACAAUAAUAUACCGCAACUGUCGCCGGUCGCAGAAUCUCCAAUUUCCAAUUUGCGGUAUCCAAAGGUGCCGCGAGCCUCGAAUCAGCUAGUAUCACGCAGCCCACAACAACACAGGUUCCAGAGUCCACACAGAGUCCCAGAUGCAUCGUCACUUCUUCACAAACGCAACAACACUCUUCCCCCGCUUCUUCUCGAAUCGCGGCCCCGACUUGAGAGUCCGCAUCGCGAUCCGUUCACCUCGCCGCCGCGCCGUGUCGUCAGCCCACCUCGUAAUAACAGCCGCUCUCAUGUGCGCAGCAUCAGCGCCGAGUCAUGGAACAUGACACCCGCCUCUAAGAAUGGCAUUGAUAGAAAAAGCCGUGUGCAGAGUGGAGCGUGGGGUAAGAGCCCGGUCAUGUACGAGGAGCAGGCUGUGAGGCCUCUGAAUGUGAGGAGGAAGAGAGAGGACAUGACGGAAGUGAACAUUGGAAGAGACGUCAAUGUUGACUUUGACGCAGACGGGCUUAAGAGUCCUGUGUGGGUCCCAAGACUGACGCCGAGGAAGAAGGGUGAAGAUCUAUUUCUGGAGGUUGGGUGGGGAGAUGGUGUGCGAAGGUGA
Molecule: messenger RNA, 2434 nt
Organism: Bipolaris maydis ATCC 48331
Lineage: Eukaryota; Fungi; Ascomycota; Dothideomycetes; Pleosporales; Pleosporaceae
Source: RefSeq, a predicted model, not a curated record